Molecule: messenger RNA, 4269 nt
Organism: Apodemus sylvaticus (European woodmouse)
Lineage: Eukaryota; Metazoa; Chordata; Mammalia; Rodentia; Muridae
Gene: Txlnb
Product: taxilin beta
Exons: 10
Coding region: 93-2135 (680 amino acids)
Molecular function (GO): syntaxin binding
Source: RefSeq, a predicted model, not a curated record
GCUGCUGCUGCUGCUGCGCUCUGACUCUCUGCCACCUCUUUCCUCUCCUUUCUCUUCCUGCUUUGCUCCCUUCCUUCUGAUCACACUCCCGUAUGGAGACCAAUCAUCCAGAUCAGCUCUCAGUAGAGCAGCCAACUCCCCCAGGGGCGAACUCAUCACUCAAUCAAAAUGUCCCGGGCAAGCAAGAUGGCCAGCAAUCCUCAACCUCAGGUCAAGCGCCAGAGCAAGAGGCAAGCCUGCAUACUGAGAAGGGAGCCCACGAUAUCUCCGAAGAGUUGAGCCGACAACUGGAAGACAUCAUAAGCAUGUACGGGUCUGCUGUCAGUCCCACGGGGAAGGAAGGCACCUCCGAAACGAAGGAGCAGCCCCAAAACACAGAGGCACCGGACAAUGAGGAUGGUGACUGUGACGAGACCACUGAAGAGGCAGACAGAGAACCCGCUGCUCCUGAAGAGCCAGCCACAGCCAAAGAGCCUGUCAGCAAUAAAGAGCAAAAGCUGGAAAAGAAAAUCUUAAAAGGAUUAGGUAAAGAAGCUAACUUGCUCAUGCAAAAUCUGAACAAGCUGCAGGCACCUGAAGAAAAGCUUGAUUUUUUAUUCAAGAAAUAUGCUGAAUUGGUGGAUGAACACCGCACCGAGCAGAAGAAGCUAAAGCUCCUACUGAAACAGCAGGCACAAACCCAGAGAGAGAAGGACCAGUUGCAGAGUGAGCACAACAGAGCCAUCCUCGCUCGAAGCAAACUCGAGAGUCUGUGUCGGGAGCUACAGAGGCACAACAAGACGCUGAAGGAGGAAACCCUCCAACGGGCGCGCGAGGAAGAAGAGAAGAGGAAAGAGAUCACAAGUCACUUUCAGACUACCCUGACAGAUAUCCAGACUCAGAUAGAACAGCAGAGUGAACGCAAUAUGAAGCUCUGUCAGGAGAACACAGAGCUCGCAGAAAAACUGAAAAGCAUCAUCGACCAGUACGAGCUCAGAGAGGAGCAUCUGGACAAAAUAUUCAAACAUCGAGAACUGCAGCAGAAGCUGGUGGAUGCGAAACUCGAAGAGGCUCAAGAGAUGAUGCAGGAGGCAGAGGAGCGGCACAGACGGGAGAAGGAAUAUUUGCUGAACCAGGCGGCAGAGUGGAAACUUCAGGCCAAAGUGCUGAAGGAGCAGGAGACCGUGCUGCAGGCUCAGCUCACACUCUACUCGGGAAGGUUUGAGGAGUUCCAGAGCACACUGACAAAAAGCAAUGAAGUGUUUGCCACUUUCAAGCAGGAAAUGGAUAAGACAACCAAGAAAAUGAAGAGGUUGGAGAAGGACACAGCCACAUGGAAAGCCCGGUUUGAGAACUGUAACAAGGCCCUGCUGGACAUGAUUGAAGAGAAAGCCCUGCGAGCUAAGGAAUACGAGUGUUUCGUGAUGAAAAUCCAAAGGCUGGAAAACCUGUGUCGUGCUUUACAAGAAGAGAGGAAGGAACUCUACAAGAAAAUCAGAGAAGCAAAAAUGUCCGAAAAGGAAGACCAGGUUCAGCACACCUCUGACGAAGAGCCAGAGUCAAACGUCUCUGAAGAGAAAGAGGUGGACGUAGGGGAAGCCAACAGCGUUCAAAAUGCUGUGAAAAACCUGGCCACAGCUUUUACCAUCCUUCAUCAUCCAGAGUUCACCCCAGACCAAUCAAAGGAAAAACAACUGGCAGUGAAUGGUCCUCAAGAUGGAAGUGACGUCACCCCGCAGCAUCCUGAAACAUCGCAUUUAUACCAUCCCAACCCUUCCACUGCUUCAGGGAGUCCUCAGCCCCCUGUCAGCUCUCAGGCUGGGGCCGAGGGGGUCUGUGAGGCUACACCUGCCCCUACAGCCUGCUGUACCCCUGCAGAGGCAGAGCUACAAAGUCAGGGAGUCCCUGCAGGGAACACCCCAGGUCGGAAGUCCCAUAAGCUAGAGGCAAAAGCUUCUGGUCAGGGUCCACUGCCCCCAGCCCAGGGCUCUCUAUCUGUAGAAGAGGCAAAAUAUGAUAUUUCACCAUCCCCAGAGAGUGAGAGAGAUCCUGCUGUGGUGCCCGGCUGUGAAUCUAGGGAGCAACCCCCACCAGAAGUCACAGACAUCCCCCAUCUCCACAGAGAGCCCGAUGCCUGUCUCAACGGAGUAGACUAGGCCUCGUAGUUUCUUCUGGCUGUUCACCUGAUUGCAUCUUCCUCACAGCAGAAAGUCUGUUAAAGAAACUUCCAGGACUAGGAAGAGUUAGGGUCAAGACAUUUGUAAAGUUGUACAGAACGUUUCAAGUCUUUGCUGCUGUUUGCAAUAUAUAACUAAUACGGAAAUUUCUCUGUGAUUGUUAUUUUCCCAUUGGCAGCCAAACACAUCAAUAGCAAAUAUAUAUUACUUUCCCAUUAGGUUGGUACCUUAAUCCAGUUUAUUAGCAGUAAGAUUUUGUAUUUAACGACUCCCACUAUAACAUAUAAAUACACCGAGAUGGUACAUUUAUCUCCACAAAUAACCCAAUAGAUCUAUAAUGGAUACCCAGGUUCCAUUUAAAUAGCACGAUAUACAGUGUACCUAUGUAUAUAUACAACACACAUAAAUACGUUUAUCUAUACACAUAUACAUGAAUUUUCAUACAUGUAUAUAAAGACAUCAUAUAAGUAUAUUUCCCUUCUUACAGAUUUUUCUCUAUUGCAAGAUAUGCUUGUAAAAAAAAGUCUCUCUUACUUACACCCUGACUACAAUAGACUAAGGCUCUGUGAAUCAGAAGUAGCGUGUGUGUUACAAUGCCUGUGCACAAUGAGGAUCUUAAGAGGCCCUUAACAACAAAGGGACAAAACACAAACAGGAGAGUCUGAUCUCUAGUGCUUCUUCCCAUCUUCUCUGCCAGCUUCCUCCCAACUUCCCAGCAUCUCCUCCUGGGAAGAAGCAGCCUCCUCCUGGCUACCCAUGAGAAAGUAGUUGGAAACAGAGAAAGGAUCUAAAAUCUGAGAGGUUGAGUGUCCUCACCUUAGAGGAAGCAGGCUCUGGUCCCUGCCUUUUUGGCUACUGCUAUCUCAAGAAAACACUUCUUGUCUCUAACCUUGUCUUUACGUCAAAGCAUCUGUUCCUUCCAAAUUCCCUCCUUCGCAUCAAUGUGUGUUCCUGGCCCUCAUCUCCUCUGUUAAUGUGAAGUAAAAUGUAUUUUUCCAAAACAGAAAAUCCACACGAGCUCUCAAUAGGCGUGAUAAGGCUUACAAAACCAACAAAUUUCCUGCUCUAAGGAUCUUUGAACAGGCAGAAGUACAAAAAUUUUAAAGGGGAGGAGGGGUCCCUAGUCCUAAUUCAAAAAUAAUAGUCAAGAAGACGCCAUAGAUGCCAAAAGCAAGAAGCACUUGGGAUUAACAGAACGACUUGUGUACACUCAUUGUCGGCAAAAACCUCUAAUAACACUGACAGCAUAAAGCACUUUGCUUAGGCCAAAAGAAGACUAUAACAAAAAAACAGGAAGAGGUGGGAAGGAGGGAGACAGAAGGAGUGUAAAGAGAGAACUGUCUAAUCUAACUUUAUGUUAAGAAAUUGAACACAGGUAGAAAUACAGAUAAGGGAAGGUUCUUGAAAACUCAUCUAGGAAAUCAUUCUUCAGUGGUGCAUGUGGCUGUUUGCCACUGCGCACAAGGAGCCGGUAGGCAGUACCCAUAUGUCGAAGACAUUAUAAAACUGUAUAAAAUUUGUUUGAAGUAGUCAGUAAGGGAAGGAACAAAAAAAAAAUACCAUUUGGGGGAAAAUAAAUCAGGGGUUCUCAGUAUUUGAGAGCCCAUGUGUUUUCAGAGGCUUUGUGUGUUAUAACCACACGGGUAUCCAGCCAAGUUCAACACCACUGGAAAUUAGACAUUCAAUUAACUCAAAGCCAAAUAUUCACUACACUAAUCCCUUGUCUCUGUUUACAGGAGUUGAGCUUCAAAGAACAGAGUGGGAUCAUCACAGUUAGGUCUCGAUCCAAAAGCUUAGGAAGACAAACAGGCAGGAGGCACUGACAUCCAGUAAAUUAAGUAUUCUAAUAUCCAAAGUCUAUUAUUUUCAUCCAAGAAGGUUUCCCGGCAAUGUAUCACUCACAACUGUGUGUACCUUUGGCACCAUUUCUUCCCUGAGAUCUGUAAAGCUUUAAUACAGGCUUUGGGAGAAUUAUUUUAAUAGUCAAAGAAUGUUUUAUUAUAGUUCCUUGUGUUCAAACUUGGCCUUACUAAUCAUAACAACUCAGAAGAUCUGAGAGCAGAAAAUAUAUCUCUUUUUAUGAAGUUCAUAUAACUAUUUUUAGAGAUGCCAA